Meriones unguiculatus (Mongolian gerbil) is the source of this 5067-nucleotide messenger RNA. RefSeq names its product IKAROS family zinc finger 1 (gene Ikzf1). The record is from RefSeq and is a predicted model, not a curated record. Bases 742 to 2355 code for a protein of 537 amino acids. Gene Ontology annotation, biological process: regulation of transcription by RNA polymerase II. Gene Ontology annotation, molecular function: RNA polymerase II cis-regulatory region sequence-specific DNA binding; DNA-binding transcription factor activity. NCBI's taxonomy places the organism in Eukaryota, Metazoa, Chordata, Mammalia, Rodentia, Muridae. The transcript has 9 exons.
ACAAAGUAUGAUUUACGAAGUAUUUCUGAGGGGAAAAUGGGUGUUUGCCCUGGUUUUAAGGUAUCCUGCUAUUCUUCGUGAGAAGGUCCCAAGGGGAUAUGAUAUGUCUGGCUGAGGCACAAUUUAAGGACAACUGGCAAAUUAUUUUCAUUGGCAUUUUCCCAUUUUCAUGUUAGACUGUGAUAAAUAAAUGGAUACCAGGGUGUCUUCAGCCAACCAGCUGCCGAUUAAUGUUAAAAAAAAAAAAAGAAAGAAAAAAAGCUGAAAAACCAAGUCUCAGGCAUGGGAGCCAUUGGCCUUUUCCUUUGCAGGCCUGGCCCUGCUGCUUUUCUCCCAUGACCAUUUCUCGCCAGGGGGAAGUCACAAUUCCUGUUGAUUAAAAGAACACCCCUUUCCACCCUCUGUCUGACAAAUCAGACAUCCGAAUGAUUUCUGAACUCAUUUUGGUUAGGACAGGAAGCACAGGCUCCCUUCCUGUGUGUGCUUCCCUGAGAGAAAACUAGCUUCCCUCCUUCUUUGCAUACUUGGGCUACUGGUUCCACCUAUCUCUGAACCCCAGUGGUGUGUGAAGGCGGCAGUGGGACCUUGGAGGAAGAGGGAUCUGAGGCCCACCCAGGGACCAGGGUCCUUCCUAGGUGGAUACUGAGAGGAGACUCAGACCAAGGCUGGAUUUGUGUGGCAGAGAGAGGCAGCUCUUGGUUGGCCUUGGGGAGGCACGAGUUUGGUGAUAAUCUGAAGACAAUGGAUGCUGACGAGAGUCAAGACAUGUCCCAAGUUUCAGGGAAGGAGAGUCCCCCAGUCAGUGACACUCCAGAUGAAGGGGAUGAGCCCAUGCCUGUCCCAGAAGACCUCUCCACCACCUCUGGAGCACAGCAGAACUCCAAGAGUGAGCGAGGCAUGGUUGCAUAUGGGGCUGAUGGCUUUAGGGAUUUUCAUGCACUAAUUCCCAAAUCUUUCUCUCCCAGUAAUGUUAAAGUAGAGACUCAGAGUGAUGAAGAGAAUGGGCGUGCCUGUGAAAUGAAUGGGGAAGAAUGUGCAGAGGACUUACGAAUGCUUGAUGCCUCAGGAGAGAAAAUGAAUGGCUCCCACAGGGACCAAGGCAGCUCGGCUUUGUCAGGAGUCGGAGGCAUUCGACUCCCUAACGGAAAACUAAAGUGUGAUAUCUGUGGGAUCAUUUGCAUCGGGCCCAAUGUGCUCAUGGUUCACAAAAGAAGUCAUACUGGUGAACGGCCUUUCCAGUGCAACCAGUGCGGGGCCUCCUUUACCCAGAAAGGCAACCUGCUGCGUCACAUCAAGCUACACUCGGGCGAGAAGCCCUUCAAGUGCCAUCUCUGCAACUAUGCCUGCCGCCGGAGGGACGCCCUCACGGGCCACCUGAGGACGCACUCUGUUGGUAAGCCUCACAAAUGUGGAUAUUGUGGCCGAAGCUAUAAGCAGCGAAGCUCUUUAGAGGAACAUAAAGAGCGAUGCCACAACUACUUGGAAAGCAUGGGCCUUCCGGGCACGAUGUACCCAGUCAUUAAGGAAGAAACUAACCACAGUGAGAUGGCAGAAGACCUGUGCAAGAUAGGAGCAGAGAGGUCCCUUGUCCUGGACAGACUGGCAAGCAACGUCGCCAAACGUAAGAGCUCUAUGCCUCAGAAAUUUCUUGGAGACAAGUGCCUGUCAGACAUGCCCUAUGAUGGCGCCAACUAUGAGAAGGACGAGAUGAUGACAUCCCAUGUGAUGGACCAGGCCAUCAACAAUGCCAUCAACUACCUGGGGGCUGAGUCCUUGCGCCCUCUGGUGCAGACACCCCCCGGCAGCUCCGAGGUGGUGCCCGUCAUCAGCUCCAUGUACCAGCUGCACAAGCCCCCCUCAGACGGCCCCCCACGGUCCAACCACUCGGCGCAAGACAGCGCUGUGGAGAACUUGCUGCUGCUGUCCAAGGCGAAGUCCGUUUCGUCGGAGCGGGAGGCUUCCCCUAGCAACAGCUGCCAAGACUCCACGGAUACCGAGAGCAAUGCGGAGGAGCAGCGCAGCGGCCUCAUCUACCUGACCAACCACAUCAACCCUCAUGCGCGCAACGGGCUGGCCCUUAAGGAGGAGCAGCGCGCCUACGAGGUGCUGAGGGCGGCCUCAGAGAACUCGCAGGACGCCUUCCGUGUGGUCAGCACGAGUGGCGAGCAGCUGAAGGUGUACAAGUGCGAACACUGCCGUGUGCUCUUCCUGGAUCACGUCAUGUAUACCAUCCACAUGGGCUGCCAUGGCUUCCGGGAUCCCUUUGAGUGUAACAUGUGUGGGUAUCACAGCCAGGACAGGUACGAGUUCUCAUCCCAUAUCACGCGGGGGGAGCAUCGCUACCACCUGAGCUAAACCCAGCCAGGCCCCACAGAAGCACAAAGAUGGCUGCCAAUGCCUCCCUCCCGGCAGCUGGACCCACAACAGACAAUGUUGGGUGUGGAUUUGCAAGAGGCACUUGUUCUUUUAAGUUGGUUGUUUGGAAUUUGAUUUGCAUUGGAAGACAAGUUUUAAAUGUUAGAGACAGGAAUACAUUGCAUCGGUAACAUUCAGAACAUCCAUCCUUCUAGACGGUUUUGUUGACUGCUAGCUGAGAUUUCCUUGACCAGUGGCUUUCUAACACUCCCCACCCCAAUCUCUUUCACCCCCAACCCAGGAAAAAAAAAAAAGAGAGAGAGAGAGAAAGAGCCUGAAUUUUCAGAGAAUUGAACAAAAUGAUUAUCCAAGAAGAAGCAAAUGGAUCUUGCCCUAAGAACACAGUUUAUGCCCCAUAGAUUCUCCAAAUCCUCCAAAACAGCACAGCCACUGGGGUGGGGCCAUCUCAGGGAACUCCCACAGGUGAGCCACAGGACCAGAUAUAAGGCAGCUGGGGAGGACCAGGGACAUCAGCCUGUGCAGAGACCAGGGCCAAAGGCUGAACCAUGAAGGAUACUAUUAAGUCAUAUACUGCACAGGAACAUGGUGAAAAGGUGCUCCUCUGAGCAAGAAGGGGAUGGAUGGCCCUGUGCAGAGACCAGGGCCAAAGGCUGAACCAUGAAGGAUACUAUUAAGUCAUAUACUGCACAGGAACAAGUUGUGAAAAGGUGCUCCUCUGAGCAAGAAGGGGAUGGAUGGGAAAGUCCUGCAGACUCCUCUUCAUUUGCCUGACCACACUCAACCUCCUGGGGCUUGUUGCCUAGUAAGAUGAGCUCAGCACUCCCGUGAGCAUUUUUCUCACUACUCCCAUGCCAUUAGUGCUCGUCACUGCAUUUUAGAACCCAAUCCUGAAAUCAAGACCUUACUUUAAACUUGUCAUAACUGUAAAAUUCCUCAGAAGCCAAAGCACUCUUCCAAGCCCCAGUCUCAGUUUCCUGGGCUCCUGUUCUUCCCUGGACUGACAGUACCUGGGAUGAGGACCUGUUAUCCCACCAGAGCCCCACCCCUGUCCCUUCACUGCAAUCAAAUCCCUGUUCCUGUUAUAGCUAUAGGCCUGGCUAUCUUAGUCUGAUAAACAUCUUUUCCUACUCUUGCUGUAUGUUUUUUGGUUUGUUUGUUUGAAAACCUAUAAAACCAUUAUUCUGAAUGACCAUUUUUAGAUCAAGGAAAUAUAUGAGCCCAGCAUCUCAGUGGCUAAAACACAGAAUAUCCAUGUAUUUAAACAAAAGUUUCAAAUAUUCUGAAGCUCUCCAGCAUAAAUGCCACGUAGCAUGUGUUUUCAUAUAAACAAGACACAGCACCAUGGUUAUCAAGUAGAGGUAUUUAAUAUUGCACUGUUUGGGGCCACAGUGUGACCAGGGCAGGUUCUCGGAGAAGAAUGCCCACCAGAGACCACAGGGGAGAGUCAGGUGGUGGUAGAGACGAGAUCUGGUACAGCCAGACCAAGAGAGGGAUGCCACACAAAGACCAAGUCAGUGAGCUGGAGAUUCUCAAAGGCAGGGCCUCUCUUAAGAGUCAGUAUUAGGGUUGUUACCCCCCACCACAUCAACCAAAAACAUAUAAUUGUAAAUGUUUACAGCUAUCUUCGCAGAGACUUUCUGGGGUGAUUCUGAACUGGAGGGGAUUAUCUGUAACAGCUCUUGAGCUAAAGCAGGGGUUCUUAGUCUCGGCCCUCUUGACGCACAGGGCUUGAUCAUCGCUGGUGGGGACUGUUCUCUGAAUUGUAGCUUGCUUACAUGAUCCCUGGUCACUGCCCAGUAGAUGCCAGUAGCAUCCUAGCUGAUAUCCAACACUGUCUCCCAGGUGUUCCACGGGGGCAAACCACUGAUCCAAAUCCUUGACUGGUAGAAAGUGUGGGACGCUAUCCAAAACUAAAGAGCACUUGAAGCCUUUCCCAGUCAGCAGUCUCAGGCUGUACUCGUGUCUUUGGAAAGUUGAUGAAUUCUAUAGAUGAGCCUUGGCAAAUACACUUCUUCAAAUGCUUCUGACUUCAGCUGCAAGGAUGGAGUUCACAAAGGUAUCCCUCUUAAGUGUGGAUGUCUUUGCUUCCAGAACAAUGUGGCAUUUGAAAGUGAAAAUAAAAUUGCAACUGUAAUGAUUUACACUGAGGAAAGGGAGAAUUUGUAGAACUCCAGCUGUGAACAGCUUUUGUUGGAUAUUCAGUUGCAGAGAAAGACUGGCCUUACCCAAAUUCAUAUACUCCGGUGACAACCUUCCAAGCCUCCAGUUUGCUGGCAGCUUUUGCUCACUCUUGUCCUUAUCCGUGACAGCCACAAAGUUAGCUGGUCCAAGGGAGAUGGCUAUAAGUCCCACCCCAACCCCUGCCACUGGCAUUCAGAGGUUAAAGCAGAAUUGUAAAUAGUGGCUUCAGGAGCUGUUUUCUUUUUUUUUUCUUUUCUUUCUUUUUUAUUUUUUUUAAGAAUGCUUUGCCCCUUCCUCUCACUGCCUUUUUUAGCCAAUAUAACUGUCUGUUUGCACACCUUUUGUUGUGGUUUUAUAUUGUAACAGCAUUUUUUGAAACUACUGUAUUUAAGAUAAGGUUUCAUAUUAUGUCCACAAGUAAUUAAAUUAUGUUUGAAGGUGGCUAUAUUCUGUAUCAAAAGUUGAUGAUGUUUUUCUUUAGCUGGUAAAGUAGGGUUUUGCAUGACCUCA